UAUGAGAAAUGUUUGUUGUGUUCAUAUGAUUGACGCCAGCCAUAGUCCUUGCAACCUCCUUUCCUUCCCUUCUUCUAUUCUCCUUUUCUUCUUCCUUAAUACCAUCAAUAAACAUGGGAGGAAACCUUGAGGAACGGACGAUCGAUCUUACAACAAGAAACUAAGUGAAUUUCUGCUUCGAACUUGAUAAGGAGAUGGAUGAAAGCGAAAUUGGGAAGUCAUUAUUAGAUUCUUUGCCAAAUUCGCCUAAUCAAAACAAUGGAAGCCGACCAACAAGCAUGGUUAUGAAGAAAGCACAUACGGUGUUUCCAGCACAUCUAGUUGCUGAAGCCAUAUCUACCCUCCACGGGCUUGAUCUGAGAUGGUCAGGCCCAAUCACACCACAAGAAAUGGAGUAUGUGAAGCAAUAUAUCUUUGCAAAAUACCCUGAAUAUUGUAAUGGACUUGUACUCGAAGAGGGUGACAAAAUUGAUCUCUACAAUCUUUGUAGCAAGGAUGAGUCAAGUUUGGAAGCAAAUAUGAGUGACGAAAAAAGAAAGUAUUCCCCUAGAGUUAUUACUAUAAAAGACUCUUCUUCACCGUCUUCCUUUAGUGCUACAAAUGAUCUUGAUGGAACGCAGUUAGAGCCUUCGAGGUUGCUGGAAACCUUAAACAAAAAGUCAUCAUUCCAAGGUAAUUUCAUCUCCAUUCCGGAGAUCCAAGUUCGGAAUAAGGCCUUACAAAACUGUGGGCUACAAGAAGAUGAGUAUCUUGUGUUAUUCACACCUACUUUUAUAGAAGCAAUGGUGAUGAUAGGGGAAUCAUACCCCUUUUUUAAAGGGAAUUAUUACAUGACGAUUAUUAAUGAAAAAGAAGAUCCGGUUAAAGAAUUUGUGGGAAAGAAGGAAUCGAAAGUCAUAGCUGCUCCUGAGUCAUGGUUGGAUCUACGUAUUAAAGGGUCACAACUUAGUCAAUAUUUUAGACGAAAGUGUAAAUACAGUCCAAAAGGGCUUUUUGCAUACCCAGCCUACAUCAAUGGCACUAGUUACUCUAUGCAUUGGAUUUCAGAGGCUCGUCGAAAUUCUUGGCAUGUUCUUUUGGAUGCCACUGAAUUAGAACCUAAAAAAGACCGAUUAACUUUGGCACUUCAUCGACCAGACUUUGUAAUAUGCACAGUAGAUAAUACUCAUGCUCAACCGUCAAAAAUCAAUUGUCUUUUGGUUAGAAGAAAGUCAUUCGAGACAACUCAAUCUUUAGCGAGUGGUUCUUGAUGUUGAUCUAAAUGGUUUGUUUUGUGUUUGAUUAAUUUGAGGUACCAAGUUUGUAAUACUAGAUUGUUGAUUUGUAAUAACUAAGGCAUUUAUAUAAUUUAUGACUUCAUGUUAUUUGAAUGAUUUAUGAAGUUUCCGAUUUA
Messenger RNA from Lactuca sativa (garden lettuce), 1393 nucleotides. RefSeq lists its product as uncharacterized. NCBI's taxonomy places the organism in Eukaryota, Viridiplantae, Streptophyta, Magnoliopsida, Asterales, Asteraceae. The record is from RefSeq and is a predicted model, not a curated record.